Molecule: messenger RNA, 3057 nt
Organism: Poeciliopsis prolifica (blackstripe livebearer)
Lineage: Eukaryota; Metazoa; Chordata; Actinopteri; Cyprinodontiformes; Poeciliidae
Exons: 2
Coding region: 16-2586 (856 amino acids)
Molecular function (GO): nucleic acid binding; zinc ion binding
Source: RefSeq, a predicted model, not a curated record
ACAUGUCAUGAAGCUAUGCCACACAUAGAUGGGUUAAGCAUUCUCAACGAUUGUGAGGAGAAUCAAAAACUUGUUCAAAAGUUACCGAACUGGGCAGCUGCAAGGUGGAAUCGUCAAACUACUCAGUACAUGAAAGAAAAUGGGAAGUUUCCAAGUUUAAAACACUUUACUGAGUUCAUGUCUUCUGAAGCUGAGAUUAUGUGCAAUCCAAUCACAUCUUUUCAGGCUCUCCACUCAACAGACUUCACCAAAAUCACCAGUAAAGCUUAUCAGAAAGAAAAAAGGCCCAACUCCAGUGUUCUCCAUACACAGGUUUUAACAGAAACGGAAAGCUCAAAACAAAGGUCAAAUAUUAAACCACCAUGCAUGCUCUGUCAAGAUAACGGACACAAGCUUCAUAGUUGUCCUCAAUUCAAAGGAAAAUCACUUGAGGAACGAAGAAAAUACAUAAAGGAUGAAAGACUUUGUUACGGUUGUCUGAAACCUGGACACAGCGCAAAGGACUGUCGUUACAGACUUGCAUGUGAAAUAUGCAAGAAAAAACACCCAACAUGUCUUCAUGACUUUAACUAUGACAGCGACAAAUCACAAACAAACCAAGUUCAAACGAGCACAGAACAAGCUGCAACAACCUUGUCUCUUAAUGCAGAAUCCAACGAACAAUGUGUAAGCACUUCAAUGAUUGUGCCAGUAUGGGUUUCUUCAGAGCAACAACCAGGUAAUGAAAGGCUUGUUUAUGCACUCUUAGACACCCAAAGUGACACAGUGUUCAUUGACCAAGACGUUUCUAACAAUCUCAAGGCUAAGUCAACCCCAAUAAGAUUAAGACUCACCACAAUGCUUGGUAAAAAUGCAGUUGUGUCAAGUGAGCGUGUCUCAGGUCUCAAAGUGAGAGGCUACAACUCCUCUGAAAUAAUUGAACUCCCUCCUGCUUACACUAAAGACUGUAUACCAGUUAAUCGCUCUCACAUUCCUUCCUGUGAAACGGCAAGGCAAUGGAAUCAUCUCAAGGAAAUAGUGAAUGAGAUUCCACCACAGCUAGAAUGUGAAGUUGGGCUUUUAAUUGGCUACAGCUGUUCCAAGGCAUUAGCUCCAAGGCAGGUCAUCUUAGGAGGAGAAGGUGAACCCUAUGCUGUCUGCACAGCAUUGGGCUGGAGUAUUGUAGGCCCCACAUUGUCUCACAAUGAUUCUUUUAACAUGUCUACUGUAUGCCACAGAGUCACAGUCAAAGAGCUCCCUUUAAUGACUCCCACUGAUGCACCAGAGGUUCUUGAGUCUGACUUUAAGGAUGAUAACAAGGAUAACAAAUCAGUGUCUCAAGAUGAUAUUCUCUUUCUGAAUAUACUAAAGGAAGGCAUUUAUAAAAACAAUGAAGGACAUUAUGAAAUGCCACUUCCAUUUAAGGAGAGACCUCUGUUACCAGACAAUAAGCAAAUGGCCACUGUACGACUUCAAAGCCUCAAAAACAAACUGUCAAAGGACCAAAGAUACAAGGAUCAAUAUGUAAAGUUUAUGAGCGAAGUCAUAGAGAAGGGUGAUGCAGAGGAAGUUCACAGCGAAGCAAAAGAAGGAGAAAGGUGGUGUAUUCCCCAUCACGGAAUGUGUCAUCCUCAAGAACCAGACGAACUCAGAGUAGUCUUUGAUACUUCUGAGCAAAAUCCAGCAGAUAUUGCAUCCAGAGGUUCAAGUGCAAGUGAGCUCAUGUCAUCAGACUGGUUCAAAGGGCCACAGUUUCUGUGGGACAAGGAAAUCCCUCCAGCUGAAAGGAUCGACAUGAACUUACCACUUGGAGAUCCAGAGGUUAAAAGGGCACAUGCAUUGAACACUUUCAAAACAGAGAAGAAAAGUUUGGCAGACAAGUUAACAAAGUUUUCUUCUUGGUACAAAGCCACUCAAGCCAUUGCUCGACUAAUUCGCUGUGCCAAAAGAAAUAAAACAACAGGUCAUAGCACAGUACAAGAAAGACAAAACGCUAAAUGUGUUAUUCUAAAGGAUGUACAAGCAAAUGAAUAUGCAGAGGAGAUAAAAAUGCUUAAACAUGGAAGGGCACUUCCUCACAAAAGCAAGCUGUUUCGAAUGGACACUUUUCUUGACAGUGAUGGACUCCUUCAGGUGGGAGGAAGGCUGGAUGAUGCUUCCUUCUCUUCCUCAAACAGCUCAGAGCCAUUGACCCCAUAUCACCUCCUCACCAUGAAGUCAAAGGCAGCCCUUCCCCCUCCAGGUAAAUUCAUCAAGGAAGACAUUUAUGCACGGAAAAGAUGGCGGCAGGUGCAAUACCUGGCAGAGCAGUUUUGGUCACGUUGGAAAAGGGAGUAUCUAUCCAACAUCGCAACAAGGCAGAAAUGGCACACUCCAAAAAGAAACCUGAAGGUUGGAGAUGUUGUCAUGGAAAAGAUGGACGACUUACCUCGCAAUGAAUGGAGAUUAGCACGUGUAAUGGACAUAGUAACUGAUAAAGACGGACUUGUAAGAAAAGUAAAGAUUCGUUUUGGAGAACGGAAGAUGAAGAAUGGACAAUGUUCUCAGAAACUUUCUAUAGUGGAACGCCCAGUUCAGAAACUGGUUCUACUAUUAGAGACUGUUUAAUUAUAAGCAAAGUUGCAUUCUUUCCUAUGUUCUGAGUUUUCAUAAAAGUUAGGUCAUUUAUUUUUUAGGAAAUCAUUACUGCUCUAUUUAUUUAGUUAAACUUUAAUGAUUUGGUGGGAGUGUAAAUGACCUUAUUAGUAAUUUGUGUUUCCUCAUUUAAAAACGAGUAUUUGUUAACAUAAGAAUUUAUGCUUUUAUUUUGAAAGGGUUUUAAACGGAAGUGUGGUGAAGUGUGACGCCAACGUUAGACAAUUAACUGACAAUUAACUGCUGGUCAUCGCGCAGAAAGAGAGCGCUCAGGUUGGAGUGAAGCUAAUAAAGGAGUAGUUCAGAUUAGAGUGUAAACAGUCAGUUGGUUGGCGCUUGGUUGAUGGGGAACAAGGUGACGGCGUCGCGGAUGACGUUCUCCAGGAAGACCUUGAGCACACCGCGGGUCUCCUCGUAGAUGAGGCCGGAGAUGCGCUUGACUCC